GUGGGCGGAGCCAAGAUGGCUGAGGAGAGCCUCCCUUCGGAGGAAUUGCUGGAUUGUAUGAGAACUCAGUUUCCUGCAUCUGCUGAAUCUCAAAAACCCCGGCUCAAAAAAGCUCCAGAGUUUCCUAUUUUGGAGAAGCAGAACUGGUUGAUACAUCUUCACUAUAUCCGGAAGGAUUAUGAAGCAUGCAAGGCAGUUAUCAAAGAACAGCUUCAGGAGACCCAGGGGCUAUGUGAAUAUGCUAUCUAUGUCCAAGCAUUGAUACUUCGCCUGGAAGGAAAUAUCCGAGAAUCCCUGGAACUCUUUCAGACGUGUGCUGUCCUCAGCCCGCAGAACGCUGAUAACCUCAAGCAGGUGGCCAGAUCUCUAUUUCUUCUGGGAAAACAUAAAGCUGCCACUGAAGUUUAUAAUGAAGCUGCUAAACUUAACCAGAAAGAUUGGGAGAUCUGUCAUAACCUAGGAGUUUGCUACAUUUAUCUGAAACAGUUCAACAAGGCACAGGAGCAGCUGCAGAGCGCACUGCACCUUAACAGGCACGACCUGACCUACGUGAUGCUGGGGAGGGUCCACCUGCUAGAGGGAGACGUGGACAAGGCCAUCGAGGUCUACAGGAAAGCAGUGGAGUUCUCACCAGAAAAUACAGAACUUCUUACAACCUUAGGAUUACUCUACUUACAGCUCGGCAUUUACCAGAAGGCAUUUGAACACCUUGGAAACGCACUGACUUAUGAUCCUACCAACUACCAGGCCCUCCUGGCAGCUGGCAGCAUGAUGCAGGCCCAUGGAGACUUCGACGUUGCCCUCACCAAGUACAGAGUUGUGGCUUGUGCCGUUCCAGAAAGCCCUCCACUCUGGAAUAACAUUGGAAUGUGUUUCUUUGGCAAGAAGAAAUACGUAGCAGCCAUCAGCUGCCUCAAACGAGCCAACUACCUGGCACCCUUCGAUUGGAAGAUUCUCUAUAAUUUGGGCCUUGUGCACUUGACCAUGCAGCAGUAUGCAUCAGCUUUCCAUUUUCUCAGUGCAGCCAUCAACUUCCGGCCAAAGAUGGGGGAGCUGUACAUGCUCUUGGCUGUGGCUCUGACCAACCUGGACGAUACAGAGAACGCCAAGAGAGCCUACGCAGAAGCAGCCCGCCUGGACCGGGGUAACCCGUUAAUCAACCUGAACUACGCAGUGCUGCUGUACAACCAGGGCGAGAAGAGGGGUGCCCUGGCCCAGUACCAGGAGGUGGAGAGGAAGGUCGGCCUGCUCAAAGACAGGAGCGCUCUGGAGUUUGACUCGGAGAUGGUGGAGACAGCUCAGAAGCUGGGAGCUGCUCUCCAGGUUGGGGAGGCACUGGUCUGGACUAAACCAGUGAAAGAUCCCACAUCAAAGCACCGGACCACUUCAAGCAGCAAAGCCGCCAGUUCUCAGCAGCCUCUGGGCUCUAAUCAAGCUCUAGGACAGGCAAUGUCUUCAGCAGCUGCAUGCAGGACGCUCCUGUCAGGUGUGGGAGGAACUUCCCAGCUCACAAAGCCACCAUCUUUCCCUCUGGAGCCAGAACCUACUGUGGAAGCAAGUCCAACGGAAGCCCCAGCACAAAUAAGAGAAAAAUAGUAGGAUGACCCCAGAGUAGGGGUUUCUUUGGCGAGCAUGUAGCAGAUUAGGACAGGUGACAUGACAGGCAGGGUGGAGGCCAGCAGGUUCCCUGGGCGCCAGAGCCAGGUCCAUGCCUGUGGAGCCCAUCACCCAGGAAACGGGAGACAGCCAGGUCCUAUCAGCACUGAGAGCUAGGCUCACAGCCCUCCGUACGUAGCUCCAGGGCACAUGAUGCUGUUUGCUCUUGAAAGGGUUUUUUCUCCUGGCUGACUGACCUUCCUUUGUGGAGGAAAGUCAGAGACAGACCUCUGCUCGGCAGCCUCGUCCUGACGAAGCCUUGGCGUAGCUGAGGUGAUGCUUAGGCUAUGGGGCAGAUCAGCCCCCAAGGCAGGCGCAAAUCUUGGAUUAAUAAUUCAGCUCUGUGUAAGUUUAAAAGGAAAACAAUGAUGAAAAAAGCUCUAUAGUGAAGCCAAAUCUGUUGCGCAGCCUGCUGCGUGUGCCGAAGGGUCCAGGACAAGUCCGCGUCUUGUUGUUGAGAGGUCAGGGGCAGGCAGAAUGCGGAGCCAGGGCUGCUGGCUGGUGUCUGCACCAGGGGUUAAAAGAAAAGGCAGAGCUUCUUCACCAAGGAAUUUUUAUGUAAGACAAUCAAGGACCACUGAGGAAAUGCUAUCCACACAUUUUCUAUAUGUUCUUUUCAGAAUAAGAUUAUGUAUCAUAAUCCCUCUGGGGAAAGUUGUUCUUCAGGUAUAAAAAUGAGAGAUCACAAUAAAAACUUUUAAAAAUAACCUAUGAUCACAGUCUUCCCUUACCUAUUUCUAAGCCGAGUUUGAAACUGGAGAAGGAAGCUCAAUGCCAAGGUCCUACUUGGUGCCAGCACAGCCUGUGCUGCAGCCCUGUUGGAUGGUAGGCCAGCAGUUUGCUUCAUGGCCAGUCCCCACUUUGCACUUAAAGUGCCGUUUAAUCACCGUAAUUUGAAGGCAGAGGACUGACCUGCUGCCAAACCAAAGUAUGUUCGGGGUUCUUUAUAUUAUGACUGGCUCUGUUUUGACACUGAAGCAGCAGUUAACUGAGCAGAAAACUCUUCAGGUCUCGUAUCUCAGACAUAAACAGUGAGGUAACAAGCCUCACUUGUUCGUGCAGCUGGAAUGUGGCAGAACUGGGUAACCAAGAAAUGAGAAAGGCCACUGCUAUGUCAUUGUGGUCCAGUGUGCCUGUGACUGAAAAGAUCUGAGUGAGAAAUAGCGAAGAUGUAAGCUCAGACAGACGGAGAGAUGGACAGCGAUGGGCGAGAGUUAGGAGGUAACACCUACAGAAACCAGGGGCUGCUGGGAAGUAGCAGGUAAGAACAGACUGCAGGGUGGACACCCACUGCUGGGCAGUUACACAGAUCGGAGAGGAACAUGGGGGGGCUAGGGUCGAGUGUUGCGGAGUCUAGGUUUAGACAUGUUUAUAUUUGAGACAUCCAAAUGACAGCCAUUAGACAUGUGUACAGCUAGAUUUCAGGUGUGAAAUCUGGCUUGAAGAUACGGAUUCAGGAGUAAUUUGGAUGAUAGCUGAAUCCACAGAUUUGAAAGUCAUCCAAAGAAAGCUAAGACUAAGAUGAUGGGACCAAAAAUGGAAAACCAAUACUGAAAGGGAGAAAUGCCCACAAAGGAGACAGGAGAAGCAGGUGAUGUAAGAGAAAAGCCAGGAGAGUGGUGUCGGACAAGGGGAAGAAAGAAUAGCAGGAAGGGAACAUAAGGCACCUUGCAUUUCAGGCACAGCAACCUAGAAACACAUGCUUUUCACAUUAACUUGAUCUUAGUUUUUCUUAAAAAAUAAAUGCCGGGUUGUUCCCUGUCCUGUCUUUGGGGCCUGUGGAUUUGCAGUUUCUCAUUCACUCUGGUGAGAAAGGAGCUAUUCUGAUUUCUAGUAUGUAGUUGCUCAUGUCAUUGCAAUUUUUAACAAAAUUAGGAAAAUGAGGCGAAGUACAUAAUCACAGAUCAAAAUGUGGUUUUAGAUGGCUUAGAGGCAGGAAAGUGGAAGUCUGGACUAGCAAAGAGAAAGUAGUCCAUAAGAGAGAAUAAGAGAGAAAAGUGCUCUCCUAUUGAAUAUAUUAGUAUAAACUGCAUUCCAAAGACAGUGAAACUUUGGAGUGUAUGAUUACCACAAUCACUGUGGCCUUAGGAGAAUCAUUAUUGUCUGGUAAUGUCAGAAUAGCUCACGUUGGGCCAGUCCUCUCAUAGAUAACAAAUAUAAACAGGCGAGUGACUAUAAAACACUAUCUUGGUUUAAUUAAAAAAAUUAUUACAUUAUACCGUGAGAUUUGACAUGUAUAAAUGUAAUUAUAGGACAAGGGGGUAUGUGAAACUUUAUGGUUGAAAUGUUUUUAUAUUUUACAUCAUGUGGUACAAAACUAAUCCUAAAUAGUUUGUGAAGAGUUAAGGAUGCAUGUUAUUAUAGUCCCUACAGACACCAUUGAAAAGAUGCAAAGAAUAUAGCUAAAAUGACAAUAAGGAAAUUAAAAUGAAAUUCUAAAAAAUACUAAUUAGCUCCCUCCUCUCCUAAAAAAGGGCAGGAAAGGAAGAACAGAGGGGGAAAACAAGAUGGAACAAAGAAAAAAUAAACAGCAC
Molecule: messenger RNA, 4190 nt
Organism: Rhinolophus ferrumequinum (greater horseshoe bat)
Lineage: Eukaryota; Metazoa; Chordata; Mammalia; Chiroptera; Rhinolophidae
Gene: BBS4
Product: Bardet-Biedl syndrome 4
Exons: 17
Coding region: 16-1596 (526 amino acids)
Biological process (GO): protein localization to cilium; cilium assembly
Cellular component (GO): ciliary basal body
Molecular function (GO): protein binding
Source: RefSeq, a predicted model, not a curated record